Jaculus jaculus (lesser Egyptian jerboa) is the source of this 493-nucleotide messenger RNA. It is a transcript of the gene Timcc, whose product is annotated as family with sequence similarity 136 member A. NCBI's taxonomy places the organism in Eukaryota, Metazoa, Chordata, Mammalia, Rodentia, Dipodidae. The transcript has 3 exons. Gene Ontology annotation, cellular component: cytoplasm. The coding region runs from base 48 to 464 and encodes 138 amino acids. The record is from RefSeq and is a predicted model, not a curated record.
GGGGCGGGCCGCGCGAGUCCUUGCUAGAGGCGGCGCUCCGGGCCGCCAUGGCGGAGGUGCAGCAGCUCCGCGUUCAGGAAGCCGUGGAUGCCAUGGUGAAGAACGUGGAGCGAGAGAACAUCCGGAAGAUGCAGGGCCUCAUGUUCAGGUGCAGCGCUGGCUGCUGUGAAGACAACCAGGCAUCCAUGCAGCAGGUGCACCAGUGCAUCGAGCGCUGCCAUGCGCCUCUGGCUCAGGCCCAGGCCUUGGUGACCAGUGAGCUGGAAAAGUUCCAGGACCGGCUGGCCCGGUGUACCAUGCACUGCAAUGACAAAGCCAGAGAUGCCAUGGAUGCAGGGAACAAGGAGCUGCAGGUAAAACGGCAGCUGGACAGCUGCGUGGCCAAGUGUGUGGAUGACCACAUGCACCUUAUCCCAACGAUGACCAAGAAGAUGAAGGAGUCUCUCUCAUCCAUUGGGAAAUAAACAGCUUUGCCAAUAAACAUUUGAACUGA